This is a messenger RNA of Helobdella robusta, 768 nucleotides long. RefSeq lists its product as hypothetical. The record is from RefSeq and is a predicted model, not a curated record. Bases 1 to 768 code for a protein of 255 amino acids. Lineage: Eukaryota; Metazoa; Annelida; Clitellata; Rhynchobdellida; Glossiphoniidae. The transcript is spliced from 6 exons.
AUGACAGAUGCUGCGAUGGUUGUGCUCACAAAAACACGCUGCGUGGCUGUUUUCAACGUGGAUGCAGCCACAAACGUUACACAAACACAAACAGAAAUAAUUUUUUCCUCGUUCCUCCAUCUUGUGCAUCUAAUUAGAAGAGACAAUAUUUCCUGCUGUCUGGCCAUCUCUAAUGGACGAGCAUCGGUCUCAUGUGCAACUGUCCGCUGUCCAGUCAAAUCAAAUAUUUGCCGCCAUGAAGGGUUCAGAUUGAAACUGGAGAUAGCAAAGUCAAAUAUCAAAUAUCGCUUUCGACACUACUCAAUCGCUAUUAUGGACCCGUCUUAUCGACGCUUCUCAAACGUCCUAGAUAUCUCGCUGUCAGAAGGCAUAAGAAAAUAUAAAACAAAAAACAUAUAUGCAACCAAAGAAAGUGGAACGUUAACCUUUGAUGCACUUGUAGACCAACUCGAGAUAGGACUUGAGAUCAUCGUGGCACGGCUUGACGUUCGGGAAGUUCUCAUCCAACACUCGAACGCUGCACUCCUUCCUACCUGUUGGUUGCAUCAAUUCUCUACUUGUGCCUUAUGCAUUGGUGAUCGAUGCACGUUUACACAAGUAUCAUUGUUCAUACACAACAACAUCAAUAAAACAACAUCGGCGACUCUAGAACAACAACAACAAAACAAUGUGAAAAGCCCAGGUAGCCAAAACUUGCCUUUGCACACCUGUAUUGAGUUUGGUUACAUUUGUAGAACGGUGAAAGAAAAAGUAUUUCAAUCAUUUUGA